Molecule: messenger RNA, 1743 nt
Organism: Plasmodium fragile
Lineage: Eukaryota; Apicomplexa; Aconoidasida; Haemosporida; Plasmodiidae
Exons: 8
Coding region: 1-1743 (580 amino acids)
Biological process (GO): protein localization to cell surface; attachment of GPI anchor to protein
Cellular component (GO): GPI-anchor transamidase complex; membrane
Source: RefSeq, a predicted model, not a curated record
AUGAACCACCGCAGAGGAUCUACACCCGCGAAAAGUGCUCACAAGCCAAGGCACUGGCAUUUAGGUGCAACCCUGCUCUGCUUCCUCAUCGUGAGAAUAACCACCUUUUACGUAAUACACAUUCUUCAAGGAAGUGAAUACAAAUACAUUGACCAGUUAAUAACUCUUGAAAGAGAAGGGAGUCCCCAUGGAGGACGUCUUUCCUCCCACCCAGGACGGGGGACACAUUUCCACUCUGAACAAAUCAGCAAUACAGAACAUCUACAAGAGUAUUUUCAAAAAAACAAACGCAAUGGAAAGCUAAAACAGUUUUUAAUAAAAAAUGAUUCCAUGCAUUAUUCGUUUAACUCAGACUUGUACAAUUUGAAGUACCUCUACGAAAGUGAUGUGUUGGGACGGCUCAAUGCAGAUGUGUACUCCUCCCUGACUGUGCGCGUCAACCCCCUGAUGCUGAAGGCGCUACAGUUUGUCCUCUUACGGGGGAUUCCUCUAAGAGGGGGGGGCGGCAAAGGGGAUAAAAGUGGUGAACGUGGUCAACGCGACAAACGAGAUGCUUCCCACAGGGUUGCCCCCCUCUCGCUAAACACACCUGAACUGCGCUUCUUCCUCCUCAUAUGCGCUGUCGACCUGCUCAUAGGCGUCCUGCUAUUCCUAAUAGCUCAACGCCUGGCGACGUGGGAAGCCUACUUCCUCUAUGUUAACCAAGACACGCGGGAUAUGCAGUGGAACAUAAUCGACCCCAUUUUACUAGCCAACAUCUACCUGAACAAUCCCCUCACGAUAAUUUCCAACAGCUUCCUCUCGUUUGAUAAUUUUAAGCUCCUCCUAAUAACCACGUCUUUUUAUUUGGCCCUUAGAAGGAUUAGAAGCGAAGCCUCACCUCCAGACACGUCUACACCAAACCUUAUUGCAACUCUCUUUGUAAAUGCCAUGCUGCUCUACGUUACUUCAUUUCACUUCAUCCUUGUUCUCACCGGCGUAAAUAACCUGGUGGUGUACUUCCACCAAGGGAUAAUGUACAAGCACAAACUUAAGGAGCCACUGACCCUCCUACAAAUGCUUCUAAUCCUUCUGCAAAUUUUGGCUUUGCUCAUCGCGACGCUGGGUAUAUAUGGCCUCCUCCUGUUGGCUUCCGCUUACGUCAACUCGGGGUCUUGGUCCUUCCUAAACAACACACUAAUUAAUGAAUACAAGGUCCUCUUCCUGCUGCCCAAUUUGGGAAAUUACUGGUACCUCUUUUCCACGAUGUUCCGGGACUACUACCACUCCUUCUUGUUCCUCUUCCAUUUCCACGUGUUCCUCUACCCCCUCCCUCUCCUGUUCCGCCUUGUGAAGACGCCACUGAUUUAUUUAAAAAUAAUGAUUUGUAUUGCUUUGGUUUUUCAUCCCAACAUCACAGUGAACGACAUUGUGUUUUGUUUGCUGCUGCUUGUAAUAGACUACAAAAGGACAGUUCAUGCUAUCCCCUUUGCCAAAUUGAUAAUUAUACUGCUGGGAAAUUUGGGACUUUUCUUUGUCACAACAAAUUUGUGGUUGCGCAAAAAUACGGGCAAUGCCAACUACGCCUUUUUUAACCAGUUGAUCGUUUUCAACAUAACGACUUUUAUCAUAACAAGUAGCAUAAAAUUUUACAUCCGCGUCCAAACGCCGGAGACACAACUGCAGGAGGGGAAAUGUAUCGUCGUAUCGACGGAGAAAAAAAAGUUUAACCUUUUUCAAACUUUGAAGGAGACCUUCGUGUAG